Messenger RNA from Moneuplotes crassus, 2863 nucleotides. The record is from the annotation of a GenBank genome assembly. Lineage: Eukaryota; Ciliophora; Spirotrichea; Euplotida; Euplotidae.
UUGAUUAUAUAGACGCAAACAGAAAUAACCGGGUGUCUACUAAAUUCUCAAAUGAAAACUCUACAAGAAAGAAGGAAGGCUCAGUUGGCAAGAAAUUAUUCAAAGAACUGUCUAAGCACUUAUCAACCAGAAUAGAAUACAAGCCUUCUCUUUACCUUGGGUCUAGCCAAAAUAUGGUAAAUAUUAAAAUAUCCCGAAUUGCUGAAAGUGUCCAAGUGGGACCUUACCAAUGGGGCAAGAACAAAAUCUCACUUAAUCAUAGCUUAAUAUAAAAAGCAUUCUUUCCUUCUACAAAAAGCAUGAUUCAUUAUUAUGAGAGAAAAUAAUAAGAACAGAAGUCGACUUUAUUGAUAGAGAGAAAAUAGCAGUUUAUCUAAAAUGUCCUGAAGACCAGAAUGAUCCUCAUAUGCAGGAUUCAGAAAUUGAGAUGCAAUUUGGCAUCCAAUCUAUGUCCGCCAAGAGUAUUAUCGAGCUUUCUAACCGCAGAAGAUCUACCCAGACUAAGGAAGAAUUGAUGAGUAUCUAUAAUAAAACACUAGAGAAGAACCAAUCUGAGGGAUAUAAUCAGCAAGAUAAUCUCCUCGAUUUCUCUGAUGCUGAAAUACUAGAUCAAUUAGAAGCCUCACCUAGGAAGAUAAAGCAUAUUCUUGAUAUUAUUGAUUUGGUAUACUUGACUAGUGCACAUCCAAAUGUGGCUUUUGACAUUACUCAGAUUUCUAAAUUGAAAAUUUGAAAUUAUCCUUUAUCGAAUAUCCUAGUAAACAAUCCAAAACAUCCUGAGGCAAAAUUGAAGUCUAUGAAUUCAGGCUAUCUCACUCUUGAUGAAGUCUCCAGGUUGGUUCCUGUACCCACAAACUUAGACCAGAUCUUAGACAAGCCAUGAGUAGGAGUUUGGAUUUAUGGUCUUGACAUCCCGAAUUACCAAUGAUCUUCAGACGAGAGCGAUAUGGUCAGAGAAAGCGAGCUUAGCAUUAAAAACAACAAGGAAGAGUAUAAGCUUUCACUUAUCAAAAGCCCCUUUCUAUGGAGUGCUCUUGUAAAAUUCUUAAUCGACAAGAAAAUAAAAGGCAGAUUCUCAAUUUCUGAUAAGAAAGACAAGUUUUUACUUGUACACUUCCUGAACCAAAGUAGUUCUCCCCAAUUUUACGAAUUCUCCCUUAGCAGUGUGUUUCAAAACAUUAGAGACUCUAUUGGGACAGAAAGGCAUGGAAUAAAGACUAAAAGGACUUUAGAAGGUUACUGCACUGUUUUAGGACUAAACAAUAAAAAUCCUUUCAGCAGUGAGACAGUAAAAGUUGAUAAAAUUACUAGAAUUUCACAAAAUAAGAAUCAAAAGAUACUUAAUGCCUACUGCUCUAAAAGUGUCAAGAAUUGUAUUAAGGAUAUUUUCAAGAGGAAAAACAAUAGAAGCAGUAGUCGUAAAUCCAUUACUAGCUCAAGAAUGAGUAUGGAGCAUAAGGGAAGUUUAGGAAGAUUAAGGAAUACUAUUGACCAUUCUAACCAGGGUAUUUCAGCUGGAAUUAGACAAUCCAAUGAUAGAAACGCCCACCAUCCUGAGAACAUAAGGCUCAAGUUAAUUUCAGAAAACAUGGAGAAUAUCCACACAAACAUCUCAUCUCAGAGAGGAAGAAAUAGUUCUCUAGGAUCAUACGUACCAAUGACUACCAAUGGAGUGAUGACUAUGACCAAAUCUAAUACUUUAACUAAGCUGUUUCCUAAUGCUUCCAAUGAAUUUAAAAAGAGGAGUCUUUUGCAAGCGCACAAGAUGCCUCAUGUAAGAGGAAGUUAUAAUCCUCCAAAGGAUCAGAGAGAUAAUUCUUCAAGAGCAGGCAACCUCAAGCAAGGAGAAAGCAGACUAGAGACACUCAAUAUCUCUUGUUCAAGUGGGAAGAAUGUCGAUAGCUCUGAUAUGGUACUUAAAGGAGAUGUUACUCCUUCGAUGAGUAAAAAUUUCUCUCAUGUUGAAGCUAGCCAUCAGACAUUGAGAUUCGAUGGGUUACUUAAAAAGCAAACUAGUGAUAAUUCUGCAAAUAACAUGAGAUACGGAAUGAAUGAAACACAAUCAGAUUUCUUAGAAAUAAUGAGUCCAAAGCAUUCUCCUGACGUCAACAGAUACUCGAAUAAAGUCAAUAACUAUCCAGAUAUGCAUUCCAAGAUGCAGGCAGAUAAAAUACAAGAACUUCAGAGAGAAGUAGCAGCUCUCAAAGAAAAGCUUAGUUAUUAUGAGAAGAACUAUAAAUACCAAAAGCCAACAUCAGAUGCUUGAAUAGGCACAGAGGAGCUUGAACUUUCUCCAAAAAUGAACUCAGACAAGAUUCAAUUCAGUCCAAAAUUUGAAGAAAAUAAAAGCCUCAAGAAUACAGGAGAGUUUUGAUUUGGAAAACUAAAGAAUCCUGACAAGCCCAGCUUAAAUGAAUCCACAGAAAAUGAAGAAGAUUCUUAUGACAUACCAGUGAAAUAUCCUUCAUCUCAGAAGAGCAAGUGCCAGAUCCAAUCUAACGAACAAGAGCAGCAGAGCAGCAAAUUUUAUAAUGAGACAGAUUUGGAUGAAAAAUCUCCUAAUGUUGACUUUAAUCUUAGUAAUAGUAACAUUGGUUCAACUCCUUUAAAGAAUGCUCUCGGAAAAUCACCUUUGCUUGAUAAAGAUGAGACAGAUUCCUUGUUCAAAUCUAAACUGAAGGGAAGUCCUUUGGACUCAGAAGAAAAUGAUACCUCCAUGUACAACUACAGAAUGAUAAAUCCCAUGGACAAGAGUGGAUUCACUCCAGAUUCUAUUGGAAAGAGUGCAAAGAGAUAUUCAGAGAAAUCUGGACAAGAAUGGACAAUAGAGAUCCCAAAAAUGGAGAACUUCGAUGAUUGCUAA